Theobroma cacao (cacao) is the source of this 1030-nucleotide messenger RNA. RefSeq names its product protein DOG1-like 4. The record is from RefSeq and is a predicted model, not a curated record. Lineage: Eukaryota; Viridiplantae; Streptophyta; Magnoliopsida; Malvales; Malvaceae. Gene Ontology annotation, biological process: DNA-templated transcription. Gene Ontology annotation, molecular function: sequence-specific DNA binding.
AGCCCUGCUGGAUCGGAAACACAUUGACUGCAACCAUGUCGGUACUUCCAAGCACUACUGCCAACUGCAUGGCUUCAGCCGUCCGAAGUCCUGCUCCCGAGCGUGAAACAUUCCAAAACUUCUUUGAAUGCUGGCUUGUAGAGCAAAACCAACAUCUCCAAGAGCUCAUUGCUGCAUCCCAACAACACCACAGCACUGCGGAUGACGACAGCCUGUGCUCCCUCAUCAAAAGAGUGUUGGAGCAUUAUGAGCAUUAUUACAAGGCCAAGGCCAGGUGGGGUAAGGAAGAUGUGUUGGCCAUGUUAUCACCUUCUUGGACCAGCACGUUCGAGGAUGCUUUUCUUUGGAUUGGCGGGUGGCGACCCAUCAUGGCUUUUCACUUGCUCUACUUCAAAUCAGGGCUGCAACUGGAAGACCAACUCAACGAGCUCAUUCGCGGGAUGGGAAGGGGAGAUUUGGGUGAUCUCUCACCAUGCCAGCUCUCAAGGAUCGAUGAGUUGCAGGCAAAGACUAUCAAGGAGGAGAAAGAGGUGACCGAGAAGAUGGCAAAGCAUCAAGAGACGGUGGCGGACUCGUCCAUGCUUAAGUUGAACCAUUUGGUAUCUGGAAAUGAUGAGGAACGGGGAUGGGGAAGGUGUGGGAGUGGAGAAGGAGAGUCAGCGAUGGAGUGCAAGGAGGAAGGAUUGAAGGAGAUGUUGCAAAGGGCUGAUGAUCUCAGGCUGAGAACGCUGAAAGCUGUCAUUGACAUAUUGACUCCAAUCCAGGCUGUCCAUUUCCUGAUAGCUGCUGCACCUAAGGAUUCAUGAAUGGGGCAAGCAGAGAGAUGAUAAGCAUCAUCGUCGUAGCCAUAGCGCCGGUGCCCAAAGCCACUAGCAUCCAAUUCGCUGGCAAAUUGGCCAAAACGAAUCAGAGUUAGCUUCUUCUUGAAAUAUCGAAAUAUCAGAGUCUAGUAUUUCUGAAUCGAAAGUAUCAUUACUUUACUCAAUUUCUUUGGGUUUAUGUAAUAUUUAUCAACUAAUGAUCAUCAUCU